This is a messenger RNA of Aspergillus tanneri, 1662 nucleotides long. It is a transcript of the gene nimT, whose product is annotated as putative tyrosine protein phosphatase MIH1. Gene Ontology annotation, cellular component: cytoplasm; nucleus. Gene Ontology annotation, molecular function: protein tyrosine phosphatase activity. Gene Ontology annotation, biological process: positive regulation of G2/MI transition of meiotic cell cycle; protein dephosphorylation; positive regulation of G2/M transition of mitotic cell cycle. The transcript is spliced from 4 exons. NCBI's taxonomy places the organism in Eukaryota, Fungi, Ascomycota, Eurotiomycetes, Eurotiales, Aspergillaceae. The coding region runs from base 1 to 1662 and encodes 553 amino acids. The record is from RefSeq and is a predicted model, not a curated record.
AUGGAACAUUCGUCACCGUUGGCUGCUAUGCAGCCUCCGUCAGUUCUCUUCGGACACUGUUUUCGCUCGGAUGUUUCGACGGCAUACUCGUCUUUGGGUCCCCGGUCCGGGCUGAAACCCCCCAAUUUUAAUUUCAAAGAACUGUCCAUGAAGAAGUCCCAUAGCGACUAUCUUAACGUGAAGCCGGUCCGUGGUUCCUCGCCGACGGCGAGUCUAGCCGCAGAUCUUUCGCAAAAUUUUCACAUCGAUCAAAGUCCGCAAUUGGCUACGCCACGACGGUCUUUGUUCUCUUCCAAUCUCUUUGGCCAUGGCCAUGAAGAAACGAUGACGACCCCUCCUCUUCCGUCCUCCUCGCCAGCCCCCGCUAUGGAUAUCAUGGAAAUGUCUCCUUUACCACAUAAGCCGCCGUUCAGCAUCGCAAAAACAAUUGAGAUCAUCACAUCUUGCACAGAGGAGUCGUCAGUGGACUCGCCUAUGCCUAGCCCAUUGGAGGCAUCGCCCUCGGUCCCGUUAAAGGACACCCAGCCAGAGAGACGGCGUCCGACAUUCCUGCGGCCUAGCCUGGCCAAAAGUAAAGCCCAGUCCUUUCAGUUUGGAAUGGCGAAGCCUGCCCCAGAAAGUCAAGCACCGCCGUUUCGAUUCCAGACCAAAGGUGGCAAGACCUCGCUGAGCACGUCCGCAUCGCUGGAGGAUAUGUUUGGAGAAUCACCACAGCGUGAACGACCAUUAUUCCGGAAUCAUUCAUCAAGCGGUUUGGCGAAUCCGCGGCUGCGAGCGCCCCUUGGUACUGGCAAUGGGAGUCAUGUCCGUGGAAAUGGCUCGCCUUCAGCGGCGUCCAUUCGCAAACAUUCAAACCCGUUAAUGCGCCCUCGUAAACAGUGCAGACGUUCGUUGAGUAUGUACGAGCACCCGGAGGAUGUAAUUGUCGAAAAGGAGGCUUGUUUUACAUCAAAUGCACCACUUCAGUCGAUCUGCGACAUCGAAGCUACCCCGAGUCUACACCUGCCUCACUUUAUUCCUGAGGAUCAGGGAGACUCGUUGCCCCGUAUUGACAAGACAAUUCUUUUGGAGCUCAUGGAUGGAAAAUUCAACGACCAAUUCGACAACGUUUUGAUAAUUGAUUGUCGCUUUGAGUACGAGUAUGAGGGAGGCCACAUUACAGGAGCUGUGAAUUACAAUGACAAAGAGAGCUUGGCCACGAGACUUUUCACCAGUCCGACGCCGAGGACUGCAUUGGUGUUGCACUGCGAGUAUUCCGCUCACAGGGCGCCUAUCAUGGCCAAGUAUAUUCGUCAUCGGGACCGAGCGUACAACGUUGACCAUUACCCACAACUCACAUACCCGGACCUGUACAUUUUGGAGGGGGGUUAUAGUGCAUUCUUUGCCGACCACCGGUCACUGUGCUAUCCCCAGAACUAUGUGGAAAUGAGCGCCAAAGAGUACGAGUAUGCCUGCGAGCGUGGCCUUGGGAAGGUCAAGCAGAGAUCUAAGCUCAACCGUGCCCAAACUUUUGCUUUCGGCCAAAACUCCCCUGAUAUGGAGGACAGCCCUACUGGAAGGUGUCGAAGUAGUGUCGGUGAUCGCACCAGACUCUUGGGGUCUCCAUUCGCAGAAAGUCCUGGCUCUGGCCGAUAUUCUGGUCGUCGUAUGCUGUCGUAUUGA